AGAGAGGAGCGCGCAUGAAAACGGUCUUGGAGAGACCAGAGUUUCAUUCCCAUCACUCUCCGCCGGCUAGUCAGACCGCAGACACAUCACAGGGUAACUGAAUGUUGCACAACAAAGGAUGACCCCAAAAAGAAAAGCAUAAGGACCAAUAAAACACCUGAGGACCGACGCAACAGGGGGGGGAGCGUGAGUGACUUCCCAUGGAGGAGAGCGCAGAGAGGGUGAGCUCCUUCUCCUUCACUUGGUACCAAGAUACAAGUUGGAUGUAUGCCGAAGUGAUGUGGAUUUUGGGGGACUGAAUAUUUUUAUUAGUCUGUUCAAUUAGCGGAGCUCAUUUGAUAUUUUCAAGCCAACCCAAGACGUUGCCGCGGGUCCUGAGCUGUCCACAUCCACAGAGCGGAGCGCACGCUGUAUAAAAUUUAGAAGAAAAAAAAAAAAUGCGCCUCUGUUUCAAAGACGUGGAUCUCAAUCCAGGGAUUGCACUGCCAGAGAUAAUUUAGGUGGGUUGCCAAAAUACCUCUUGAAUGUUUUCCAAACUGAUUUGUCGUUUGGCUUCGUAUCGGCACGCAAACUAAACCAAAAGAAAAAAAAACUGACUUCGCAUCUGGAUUACAGCGGCAUGUCCGUGUAAAAAGAGCUGUGGCAUCGAUGUGCUUUCCUACAUGUUGCGAAUUAGACAUUUAUUAUAUAUGUCUAUGAUAUCAAAAUGGACAGUUGAGACUUUUGAAUGAUGUUUUCAAUCUAUAUUUUUUUUGCUCGCCACUCAGGUGGAAAUGUUGGCUGGAGACUGUGGCAUUUACUAAGAGGGAGCUGCAUUCAAAGACAUAAAAAAUAAAAUACAACAUCUAGCAGUCGGGGUGGAUCAGCGUCAAUACAGGCACCAAUAUAACCACACGGACACGCCUCGAGGAUCAUUAAACAAAUCAGAUAAACGCAGGGCGAAAUCCAUCAAUAGAAGUUAUUGAUGAGGUGGUAUAUAAGGCUAAUGAUUGGGCAAGCCUCUGUUUGCUCAACAGCUCUGCAACAAUAUGAUGUGAAACUUUCGCUGAGGGCUUGACAGUUGAGGCAUACAGUAAGAGGAGAAAAAAAGGAACGAGGACUUUUCUUUUAAUAUCAUUUUUACUGCUGCUAUUUUAUGACUACAGAGCUGAUUGGAAAAAUAAUUGCAAACCACGGCUGGAAUAUUCUUCCUUUCCUUCAAACUAGAAUGUCUGCUGCCUGUACUGCUGCUCCAGGAAUUUAUGAACAAGAAUUUUUGGGGGGCAAAUUUCUGAAGAGAUGUUUUUGAAAUAUUUGUAGCAGCUCUUGUGCAAGGAUGGUGGUUGUGACAAGGAGCCUAUGGAUGACCCAGUCUGUGGGAGAGCUGGUGCCGAGACAGUUGACCUCUCCGCCAGCUACGCCGUCCGUCUAAAACCCUUCCCCAGAGAGGCACAGCUGCAGCAGGCUGGGGAUGUGAUGGGGUGACUGUUGACACCCCCAUCACCCACCCCCUCUCUCACUUUAUUAGCAGUGUAAUAUAAACAAUGGAUCAGAAUUUCUCAACGGUUCGAGAUGGCAAGCAGCUGCUACCAGAGAGAGACUCGUCCAAACGUGUGCUGACAGGAUGCUUCCUCUCCCUCCUCAUCUUCACCACGCUGCUAGGCAACACGCUUGUGUGUGUUGCUGUCACCAAGUUCAGACACUUGCGGUCGAAGGUCACUAACUUCUUUGUCAUCUCCCUGGCCAUCUCUGACCUUCUGGUAGCUAUCUUGGUAAUGCCGUGGAAGGCGGCGACAGAGAUUGUGGGGUUUUGGCCAUUUGGCGCCUUCUGCAAUGUCUGGGUGGCGUUUGACAUCAUGUGCUCCACUGCCUCUAUCUUGAACCUGUGUGUGAUUAGUGUGGACCGAUACUGGGCCAUCUCGAGCCCAUUCCGCUAUGAACGCAAGAUGACCCCUAAAGUGGCGUGUCUGAUGAUCAGUGUGGCGUGGACCCUGUCUGUUCUCAUCUCCUUCAUUCCUGUUCAGCUCAACUGGCACAAAGCUCAGACAACCAGCUACGCAGAGCUGAAUGGAACAUACCCUGGCGAUCUGCCCCCUGACAACUGCGACUCCAGCCUUAACAGGACCUACGCUAUCUCCUCCUCCCUUAUCAGCUUCUACAUCCCUGUGGCUAUUAUGAUCGUCACCUACACCCGGAUCUACCGCAUCGCCCAGAAACAGAUACGGAGAAUAUCUGCUCUGGAGCGGGCAGCUGAGAGUGCCAAAAACCGUCACAGCAGCAUGGGGAAUAGUUCGAACAUAGACAGUGAGAGCUCAUUCAAAAUGUCGUUCAAACGAGAAACCAAAGUCUUAAAGACGCUCUCAGUCAUCAUGGGAGUGUUUGUGUGCUGCUGGCUGCCCUUCUUUAUCCUUAACUGCAUGGUGCCAUUCUGUGAGCCGAACUUGCCGGACGGUACCACUGACUUCCCCUGUAUCAGCUCCACCACCUUCGAUGUGUUUGUGUGGUUCGGCUGGGCAAACUCCUCGCUCAACCCCAUCAUCUAUGCCUUCAACGCUGACUUCCGCAAGGCCUUCUCCAUCCUGUUGGGCUGCCACCGGCUCUGCCCGGGGAGCAACGCCAUCGAGAUCGUCAGUAUUAACAACAACAUGGGCGCCCCUACCUCGAACCCCAACUGUCAGUAUCAGCCCAAGAGUCACAUCCCAAAAGAGGGCAACCACUCAGCCAGCUGUGUGAUUCCCCACAGCAUCCUGUGUCAGGAGGAGGAGUUACAGAAGAAGGACGGAUGUGUGGGGGAGAUCGAGGUGGGGAUGGUAAACAACGCCAUGGAAAAACUCUCCCCAGCCAUCUCUGGGAAUUUAGACAGCGAUACUGAGGUCACGCUGGAAAAGAUCAAUCCCAUAACACAGAACGGACAGCAUAAAGCACUGUCAUGUUGAGAAAGGUGGAUGGAUCAGAAUACUCUGAGGCAUGUAUGUACGCACAAAGGGAAGGAAAACAUACACAGGAGGACAGCAAACAAAACAAAAGAGACAGACAUCUCUAAGAACAUGCCUGACAGCGACACAAUGAGUGGGAUAUACAGGACCUUAAGACUGUCAACAAAAAUCUACAUGGAAAAACCUACAGAAUGUUUUAAAGUAAAGGCACUUUAUCCUGGAUAUAACUAUCUGCAAAAUACUUUCAGCAUUUAUUGAUGAAAUUGACACAUUUGAUGAUAAAUGUUGACAUUGUGAAUAUUAAAGCAGAACACUAGCUAUGUGCACAUGUAUACAUUUUUUUAGAUUUACAAAGAUGUAUACAUCUGCAUGUGUAUACUGUACAGUACCGACACUAUCCUGGAAGGACUUAAACACAGUAUAUACAGUGGAGGGAGAUAUAGUAACUAUUAGCAAAAUGUCUUGUAGGUAGGUGCUUUGUAUGUGUUUCAUGGAAGAGCGAACAAUGUGGAUAAAUUGGUUUUGGUACCGUAUAAUUAGUUGUUUAAUGCAGUUAUUUCUCUUCAGUCAAUUUCUAAUGGUAAUUUUAUUGCAAAAUUAAAAUACCUGUAUUGCAGUGGUAAUGUGUUUUAGUUCAAAGUACUUCAAACACCAAAGUAACAUUGUUCUGAUUCAAAUUAAAACAGGCCAGGGGGCAUAUAAUGGUGCACAUAAAAUGAAUCUUCAACUUUUUCCACAAAUAAGCCAAAUGAUAAGGAAUAGAAAAGUAAUUUGAGUUUGAAUUUUGACACCAUAGGCCAAGUUGUCAUAUAUCUAUAAAUGUUUCACGCCACCCUGACCAUAUUCUUUUGUAGUAUCUCCAGAUCCUUAAAAAAACGUGACGUGAUCAGAGGUCCAACUGAUGUGUGUGUCAGACAGAGAAAGAGAGGGCGAUAGAGAAAAUCACUCUUUAACAAUAUCCUAUGGUCUCUUUCCUGAGUAUCCCUUUCUGAUCCAUCUUCAGUCUUGCUCCCCUGGGACAGAUCAGAAUGGAUCACCUGAAGUUUCCUCUAUUUCCUCUCCUCUCUCCCUACUUUCAUUAGCUUUGUCUCCCGUUUCUGCCUCUCUUCAACAAACCUUUAGUCUCCUCUCGUUGCCAUUUUCCUGCUCUCCUUUCUUCAGCCAGCAAAGUCCCUUCCUCUCUCGUGCUGCCCUUAUUUCUUCAGCGCUGUCAACCUCUUCCCUCUUCCCUCCUCUCUCCUUUCUACCGUUCUCUAAAUAGGCACGGUCCUUUACACCUGCAUCAUGCCUUCUCAUUGUGUUUUUUCUUUUUCUGUCUGCUUCCCUCUCACUAUCUCCUUUGGCAGCCCUCCAUUUUAAGUCUUAACUCUAUCCACUUAAAGUGGCACUAAUUAUUCUGUUUUUGGCAAACGCUGUCAGUCCACAAUUGAAAAAAAACAAAAAUGUAAAUCUGUAAACUAAAACUCCUGCACUUGGACAGAGGGGGCAGAGCAGCAGCAGCAGAAAUCACUCAGCUGGAAUGCAAGUGACACUUACUGACCUUUUGCAAACUUGCAGAUAUCUGAUUUUGUAAAUUGUUCAUGCUGGGAGCCAUGCUGUGCUGUAGCGGCAAUGUGGAGCAUGCAGUGUGACAGUUGCUCUGUUUGCGGGGGUGGAGUCCAAGAUAAACCACCAUAAACAUACCUCCAGCUGAGAGUUGGAAUGAUCUCUGCUGUAUUUUGGCUCCAUGUAAACACCCCCUGAGCCCUCACCUUGUCAACUUGGUGAGUCAUCUUUGCAGCUGCCACUGCUUUGAUUUUGGAGAAGAGCGAUGUCAGGAAACAGUCCCACAAGCGAAAUGUUUUGUUUGAUCCAGAGCAUUUUCUUCUAGACUGCCCGGCAAGUUGCUCUGGGGAGCUGGUGACAGUACUGGGUCUCUCAAUCAGUGUUGUUACAUGACUUAUGACAACUCAAGCAAAUAUGACGAAUCCCUCCUCUGACGACAACGGUGGGGCCAAGAGACACAGCAGACGUAGGGGCCAAAGAACAAUCCCUGGCCCUGGGAAUGUGGAAGCUUUUUUAGCUAUGUUGUUUCAGCUUACUUAAACUUUAUAGGAUAAUGAUGGAGUCCCUACCUCGACAUCAAUUCAGUGACAAAGCUUCAUGUAAAAAAAAAAAAAAUAAAAUAAAUGGCAGUAUUUAGGGUUGGGGAGUGCAGGGAUAGAGUAUUGUACAAUGAUGUUCAAAAUGUAGUUGUGAUGAACACAAGUGCUUUUUAUCUUAAAAAAAAAAUCCUUAAUGUGUUUAGCAAACUUACAUGCUGUAUGUUUUCUCCAUCGUGGGAUUUUACUUUACAGUAAGAUGCGACAGUCACUGACUAUUUAUAUAUUUAUUUCUUUACAUGUUUCUGGUGUUCAUUCAUGAAAGUGAUGUCAAAGAUUAUAAUCCUCAGAAUUAUUACAGUAUUUAGUUUACAGUUUGUACAA
Thunnus maccoyii (southern bluefin tuna) is the source of this 5380-nucleotide messenger RNA. It is a transcript of the gene drd1b, whose product is annotated as dopamine receptor D1b. The transcript has 2 exons. NCBI's taxonomy places the organism in Eukaryota, Metazoa, Chordata, Actinopteri, Scombriformes, Scombridae. Gene Ontology annotation, cellular component: plasma membrane. Bases 1524 to 2915 code for a protein of 463 amino acids. Gene Ontology annotation, biological process: adenylate cyclase-activating adrenergic receptor signaling pathway; vasodilation; G protein-coupled dopamine receptor signaling pathway. Gene Ontology annotation, molecular function: dopamine neurotransmitter receptor activity, coupled via Gs; G protein-coupled receptor activity. The record is from RefSeq and is a predicted model, not a curated record.